Thermothielavioides terrestris NRRL 8126 is the source of this 978-nucleotide messenger RNA. RefSeq lists its product as uncharacterized. Gene Ontology annotation, biological process: nucleotide catabolic process. Bases 1 to 978 code for a protein of 325 amino acids. The transcript is spliced from 3 exons. The record is from RefSeq and is a predicted model, not a curated record. Gene Ontology annotation, molecular function: metal ion binding; hydrolase activity, acting on ester bonds; nucleotide binding. Lineage: Eukaryota; Fungi; Ascomycota; Sordariomycetes; Sordariales; Chaetomiaceae.
AUGUCCACGCCCACCUCGAUGAAUUUUCAACUUCCGGCACCGACCGCACGCACCCCCGAGCGCGAGUGCUUCGGCCGCCAUGCGCGCGUAAAGACCGUGUUCAUGGACACCCGGCAGCGGCGUCUGGACUCACUUUUAUUGAACACCGGCGACGAGCUCCCCGGCACCGUGUUCUCCACCUUCUACAGCGGCGAGAUCGCCGAGACGCUGAAUCAGAUGAUCGUCUUCGACACUAUGACGCUGGGCAACCACGAGUUUGACCGUGACGAUAACCACCUGGGCCAGUUCCUCGAGAACCUGAGCUUGCCCAUCGUCAGCGCCAACAUCGUGUCGGACCAGCCCGUGCUCAACCCUGCCAUCACGCCGUUCCACAUCUUCCCGCAGUACGACCUGGCCGUCAUCGGCAUCACGACCGACACGACGCCAGGCAUCUCCUCUCCGGGCAAGGGCACGACAUUCGGCGACCACGUGGUAUCGGCGCACAACACGUACGGCGAGAACCAGCGGCUCGCCUGCGAGACAACCAGCUUGCACCUGACCAUGGGCGGACACAGCUACAGGCCGCUGGUGCUUGGGGAUUUCAUGGGAGCCGUGGGCCCCUUCCUGACCAUGGUCAACAACAGAGACGGCGACGAGGUGUUUAUCGUCACGGCCUACCGGCGGGGCAAGUACCUUGGCUACAUCGACGUGACGUACGACAAGCAAGGGAAGGUGCUAGCGUACCAGGGCGGGCCCAUUCCCCUGACAAACGCGACGGCACAGGAAUCGGAGCUGCAGAAGCAGGCCGUGACGUCGUUCCUGCAGGUCAGUCGCGGCAUCUGCGCUGAGUACGAGCCGGGGACUGCUAAUGGCACCGGCGACGUGCUCGUGGCGCUGACUACCGAAGACAAGCCGCUGGAUAAGGCGGCCGACUACAGGAUCGUUAUGGUGGACUUUGUGGCUUUCGGCGGGGACAAAUUUUUCAGCGCCCCCAUUUGA